This is a messenger RNA of Mus musculus (house mouse), 684 nucleotides long. Its product is annotated as predicted gene, 21249. NCBI's taxonomy places the organism in Eukaryota, Metazoa, Chordata, Mammalia, Rodentia, Muridae. The coding region runs from base 1 to 684 and encodes 227 amino acids. The transcript has a single exon. The record is from RefSeq and is a predicted model, not a curated record.
AUGACAUCACUCAAGAAGAAGAGUAGGAGGAAGCCUUCUUCCCAGGCCCUGGGGAAUAUUGUUGGCUGCAGAAUUUCUCACGGGUGGAAGCAAGGUAAUGAGCCUGUCACCCAUUGGAAGGCCAUCAUUCUAGGUCAACUGCCAACAAACCCUUCUCUUUAUUUGGUGAAGUAUGACGGAAUUGACAGUGUCUACGGACAGGAGCUCCACAGCGAUGAGAGGAUUUUAAAUCUUAAGGUCUUGCCUCCCAAAGUAGUUUUUCUUCAGGUGAGGGAUGUCCACCUCGCCAGCGCCCUGGUUUGCAGAGAGGUACAACACAAAUUUGAGGGGAAAGAUGGCUCUGAGGACAACUGGAGUGGGAUGGUGCUAGCCCAGGUGCCAUUCUUACAGGACUAUUUUUACAUUUCCUACAAGAAGGAUCCGGUCCUCUACGUCUAUCAGCUCCUGGAUGACUACAAGGAAGGUAACCUCCACAUCAUUCCAGAGACCCCUCUGGCUGAGGCGAGAUCAGGUGAUGACAAUGACUUCUUAAUAGGUUCCUGGGUGCAGUACACCAGAGAUGAUGGAUCCAAAAAGUUCGGAAAGGUUGUUUACAAAGUUCUAGCCAAUUCUACUGUGUACUUUAUCAAAUUUCUUGGUGACCUACAUAUCUAUGUCUAUAUUCUGGUGUCAAAUAUCACUUAA